AUGCCCCCCAAAAAGAAAACCCUCAAGCUAGAUGAGGCGGUCCCACAGACAUGGGAACAAUGGGAUCUGGAGGCCCAAAAGCUCCGGAUAGCAACACACUCAAUUCUCCAGCGAGCAAGGUUGCUCUCGGGAUCUAAGAUUGAUCGCAACCAGUAUCUUCUACUGAAGGUUCUCUGGGAUGUGGAACUUCCUUGCGCUUGGGCUGUGAAUGAACUCAAUCUUGGCCAGUUUUAUCAUCAGGCUGCCAACUGGCUGGCUGCAUUUGUCCCAUUUCAAACAUAUGUAGACCACUUAGAGGACUUGACCCUGCCCAGCCCCGAAAUGGGGAUUUUCGAGAUUCCCUACUACCAACAGCGCGAGGUAAGGAGGUUUUUUUCCGAUGCACCCAAGCGUGUUGGCCUGAAGAGAAUCAACGAGGAAGUCGUCAAUGCCUCGCUCGUUUCCUUUCUCAUGGCAAUCUGCAUGAAGCACCCAAAAGUGCAAGCCACAUGGACGCCCCGGCGUGCCAGCCUCCUUGCAGAGUUCCGGAAAGCCACCAUGGAGUGCAAGCUGGAUGGGUUCCUGUACUCGAAUUUGACAUCCCAGACACAAGUGAUCUUGGAAGCGAAGGCCAAACGCCGUGAUAAUCAUGCCCCCGAUGUAUUCUGGCAGGAGGCUGCGGUGUUGGUCGCUGCUCUCCGCACGCCGCCCCCGAAGGGCCUAAAAAAGAGCCGGGCGUUCUUAAUAUCCCAGGAUGGUGACCUGUUAUAUUUCGCGGCGACCGUCCCGAAUGACCAAUACCAUGAAUUUCUGCUUGACAAGAAAGAGCCAAGUAACGAGGAGAACUUUCUUCGGAUUAAGCAGUGGGGACCAUGGAUGAUCAGUAGACGCAAGGAUGUUGAGGACUUCGCAAGGCUGAUUUUGGCAGUGGUCCUUCAGGCUAGUGCUGAAGAAGUGUCAGCCCAGAGUUGA
This is a messenger RNA of Aspergillus campestris IBT 28561, 951 nucleotides long. RefSeq lists its product as uncharacterized. Bases 1 to 951 code for a protein of 316 amino acids. The record is from RefSeq and is a predicted model, not a curated record. The transcript has 2 exons. NCBI's taxonomy places the organism in Eukaryota, Fungi, Ascomycota, Eurotiomycetes, Eurotiales, Aspergillaceae.